Jatropha curcas is the source of this 372-nucleotide messenger RNA. Lineage: Eukaryota; Viridiplantae; Streptophyta; Magnoliopsida; Malpighiales; Euphorbiaceae. The record is from RefSeq and is a predicted model, not a curated record.
AUGGAUCAUUGGAAAGUUGCAAAGAAAGUACUUAGGUAUUUACAAGGCACUAAGGAUCAUAUAGUCACUUAUAGAAAGUCCAGCCAUCUAGAAGUGGUGGGAUACUCGGAUUCAGACUAUGCCGGAUGUGUAGAUUCGAGAAAGUCUACAUUUGGCUACUUUUUUCUUCUAGCUGGAAGAGCAGUAUCGUGGAAAAGUAGAAAGCAGUCUGUCAUUGUUACUUCCACAAUGGAGGCUAAAUUUGUGGCAUGCUUUGAGGCCACUGUUCAUUCAUUGUGGUUGCAGAACUGUCUCAGGUACUAUAAGGGUGCAAAGCACAUGGAUUUAAAGUACCUAUCUGUGAAAGAAGAAGUGCAAAAACACAAAGUGUAA